Molecule: messenger RNA, 549 nt
Organism: Racocetra persica
Lineage: Eukaryota; Fungi; Glomeromycota; Glomeromycetes; Diversisporales; Gigasporaceae
Source: the annotation of a GenBank genome assembly
AUGAUCAACAAAUUUGUUAUCUCAUUAUCAAAAUCCUCCUCCAUUCCAUAUUCUUAUGUGUCGAGUCAACCUAUUGGUAAAGGUUCAUACAAAGAAACAUAUCUUUACUUAUACAAAUCAAACAAAUGGAAGCCUCAUAUUAGAAUUACUCUUGUUGGAUGUCAUAUACAUCCAGGUAAUGCAUACGAAGAAAUAAAGGCAUUAGUGAAUAAUGUAUAUGCAGAUAUUAAAUCGAGAUUAGAGAAAAAAGAUAGUUUUUUAUUUAAUUUAUUAUAUUGUUUUGGAAAUUCAUGUAUCAAUUUAAAUAUUUUAAAUGAACCUAUAAUUUUAAUGGGUGAUUUCAACGCUUCGGGUUCUUACCUUAAUAAGAAUAAGCAAAAAACUCUUGACAAUAUAUUAUAUAACAAUAAUUUGAUGUGGGAAUUGAUCAUUCUAGUGAUACCACAGUUGCCACCAAAUGCAAUGCUUAUGAUCGAUUUAUAUUUGAAAUUAAAAAUAAGGAAAGAUGGAUUAGAAAUACCAGAGUAUUUGAAUUCGACAAAAUAUUGA